AGAAGGGAGCAGACAACGCAACAAGGGGAGCAGGGGAAGGAGCUGGGGCUGCCCGGGCUGCACAAGAGGAGGCUGAGGGCAGACCCCAUCUGCAGGGACGUGAAGGGAGGUUGCGGCGAAGAGGGUCGGUCUCUUUUGCGGGUGGUGAUGGAUGUGAGGAAGCGGCCUCAGGUGGCAGCGGGGAGGUUUGGGUUGGUUCAGCAUCUCUGCAACACAGAGGGGCGGCUGGGAGCUGCUGUGAGCAUCCCCAGCCCCCCCCUGAUAGAACCGCUGCUCCCCCACGGCCCCGGCGCUCCAUCACCAAACCUUUUUCUGUCUGCAGUUUCAGCCUCCGUAAUCCUCAGCUCCUGCCAGGGCCUUUCUGGAAGCAACCCGAGCACAGAAUUUCCCAGUCCGGUGCAGGAGGAGCUUUGCCUCACAGAACUGAUGGGAGAGAGCCCUGAGAGUCGCAGGGUGAACCAGGGCAACAUGCCGGGCAUCCAGAGCACCUUCCUCGCCAUGGACACGGAGGAAGGCGUGGAGGUGGUGUGGAAUGAGCUGCUCUUCACUGACAAGAAGGCCUUCAAAGCACACGAGGAGAAGAUCAAGACCAUGUUUGAGCAGCUGGUGCUGGUGGACCACCCCAACAUCGUGAAGCUCCAUAAAUACUGGCUGGAUGUGAAGGACUCGAAGGCACGGGUCAUUUUCAUCACAGAAUACGUGUCUUCGGGGAGCCUGAAACAGUUCCUGAAGAAAACCAAGAAAAACCACAAGGCCAUGAAUGCCAGGGCCUGGAAGCGCUGGUGCACGCAGAUCCUGUCUGCUCUCAGCUUCCUCCACUCCUGUGAGCCCCCCAUCAUCCACGGCAACCUCACCAGUGACACCAUCUUCAUCCAGCACAACGGGCUCAUCAAGAUCGGCUCCGUGUGGCACCGGGUGUUUGCCAACGCCCUUCCAGAUGACCUGCGGAGCCCCAUCCGGAUCGAGAGGGAGGAGCUGCGCAAUUUGCAUUUCUUUCCCCCUGAAUACGGCCAGAAGGCCGACGGGACAGCCGUGGACAUCUUCUCCUUUGGGAUGUGCGCACUGGAGAUGGCAGUGCUGGAGAUCCAGACCAACGGUGACACGCGGGUCUCGGAGGAGGCCAUCAUGCGGGCACGGCAUUCUCUGGAUGACCCCAACAUGAGGGAGUUCAUUCUGUCGUGCCUGACCCUCAACCCCGACAAGCGGCCGACGGCCAACAGCCUCCUCUUCCACCGCGUGCUCUUCGAGGUCCAUUCCCUGAAGCUGCUGGCAGCACACUGCUUCAUCAACAACCAGUAUUUGAUGCCAGAGAACGUGGUGGAGGAGAAGAUAAAGGAGCUGGACCUGAACAUGGUGAUGGCAGAGAUCCGGCGUGAGGGUCGGCCCGGGGCACAGUGGAGGUACUCUGAGGUCUCGUUCCUUGAGCUCGACAAGUUCUUAGAAGACGUCAGGAAUGGGAUUUACCCUCUGAUGAAUUUCGCUGUCUCCAGACCCCACGCCCUCCCACGGGCACUCUCUCAACCCCCAGAGGACCCUCAGAAAGCCAAAACCCCCACGCCAGAGCCCUUUGAUGUGGAGACCAGGAAGCGCUCCGGGCUUAUUUUUAGAGAGCGCCGCGGUGCUCAGUUGGAUCGAGUGGAGGAACGUCAGCGUGAACCCAAGCAUUUCUGCU
Molecule: messenger RNA, 1672 nt
Organism: Lagopus leucura (white-tailed ptarmigan)
Lineage: Eukaryota; Metazoa; Chordata; Aves; Galliformes; Phasianidae
Product: nuclear receptor-binding protein 2-like
Exons: 16
Biological process (GO): protein phosphorylation; intracellular signal transduction; endoplasmic reticulum to Golgi vesicle-mediated transport
Cellular component (GO): endomembrane system; cytoplasm
Molecular function (GO): ATP binding; protein serine/threonine kinase activity
Source: RefSeq, a predicted model, not a curated record